This is a messenger RNA of Hirsutella rhossiliensis, 717 nucleotides long. RefSeq lists its product as uncharacterized. The coding region runs from base 1 to 717 and encodes 238 amino acids. The record is from RefSeq and is a predicted model, not a curated record. Lineage: Eukaryota; Fungi; Ascomycota; Sordariomycetes; Hypocreales; Ophiocordycipitaceae. The transcript is spliced from 3 exons.
AUGGCCUUUGUCCAGCCCGGCUGCCCGUCUAGGUUCGCCUACCAGAAUGAGCAUCGUGUCAAAGGGCUCAACGCAGAAACCCUAGCGAGGGUCUUCCUUCCAACGCCCUCAUGGCUGUCGACUCCAGACUUCGAGUCGGAGGAUGACAACAUUACAGAAUACACCAUCCCGGCUCUCAUCGUCCGCGACCACAGCUACCAGCCUCAUCCUCGCACCCUCGGCUCGGCGGAUGCCUUCCCAGCGAUACAACCCAUUGUCUCCUUCACGGGACCUGUCAUCGGUUCCGGCCGCGACCUUCUGCAUGGAAACUCGGCUGCGGCCCUUGACGACACCCAGCUGAGCUGUUGCGGCUUUGUCCAGCUCUCGACCUUUAUCUGUCCUGGGAUUCCGGGCAAACACCCUUCAAGGGCUUUCAUCCCUUUCAACUUUUCGUCAUCUUCCCAUUCACGCCAAUCCUUGGACCUCCUAUGCAAGAAGAUGACCGAGAGGCGCGAUAGCCAGUUCCAGCCGAACGCUCUCCUCACCUGCACGGGCAAAAUCGCCGGCUUACUCGAUCACCAGAUCAUGACACAUGCCCCGGCCUUCGAGCAAGACUAUAUCUUCAUCGUCGUCCCCGAUACAUGGACUUUCCUUGACAGGGCCAUGUCCAACCAGGCUUCUGCGACACAGCUACUGCCGACGACACCCAGGGCUCAGUCGGCAACCCUCGGACUAUAG